GUCGCGAAUUACUUGCUGAGUUUUGAGUAAACUUCUUCAUUAUCCGACAAGUAACCAGCGUGUGAGGUUCAAAUAGUAGAAGGCUACGAUGGUUUUCUGGACUAAAUGUUGCCUGCUACUGUUAGCUGUUAGUGUCGGAGUUCAUAGUGCAUCUUUUGAGGAUACAAUAUAUCUACACUACCAUCGAAAGCUACCGCACAUACUACAGCUUUUGAGAAAGUACACCUUGUGGCCACCUGAACCAGCAAUCGCGGACCCUGUUUUCUAUGAUCCUGCAAAUUCUCCGACUCCUCUCAUUGUGGGAGGUGACUCAACAACUAUCGAGCUGUACCCCUAUCAGUUGUCGUUGAGAAAUGGAGGAGUUCAUAUUUGCGGUGCUACAAUUAUCUCAGACAAAUGGGCACUUACUGCAGCGCACUGUUUGGAUGAUGGGAGUAUACCUUCUUGGAUAACGAUGCGAGGUGGGAGCCCUCAUAGAUUGGCUGGUGGAUAUAUUUUUCACGCCGUGCAGUAUAUCCUUCACGAAAAGUACGACGCCAAGACAUUUGACUACGAUGUAGCAGUUGUGCAGAUAGCGGAGAACUUUCUGGUCGGUACGUUGCGUGCCGUAUCUUUAGCGGAUAACACUAUCAAAGUGAACUGUCCGAGUGAGUUGGCUACGGUGAUUGGAUGGGGCACUGAUGCUUACAGUUACGUACCGUUGAUUCUCCAGGAACUGAGAGUACUGGUCCAGACAAAUGAUGUGUGCCAGAAGCUAUGGAUCGAGCAAAUUACAGAUAGAAUGCUCUGUGCAGGAGGUGUAAUCGGCGAGGACACCUGCAACGGUGACAGUGGAGGACCACUGGUAUGCAACGGGUACCAGUUUGGUAUCGUGUCUUGGGGAUCGGCGAAAUGUGCCAUCGCUAUGCCAGCUGUUUUCACCAAUGUAUCGGAUUCGGAAAUUCGCGAUUUCAUUCGAGCUAAAACCGGUGUGUAAAGUUGCAGGGAUAGGUAACAUACUGAUUGGCCGAAUGUCGUCGGUGAAAAAAUGCCCGAAUAUGCACUUGAUUAAGGAUGGAUGCAGUUAGAUCACUCUGUCUAAUCGGUCGCGUGAUCUUCAACUCAGUGUCCCUAUAUGAUUUGCAAAUAAAAAUAGAAUAAGUCAGCAAA
This is a messenger RNA of Aedes albopictus (Asian tiger mosquito), 1149 nucleotides long. RefSeq names its product trypsin delta. The record is from RefSeq and is a predicted model, not a curated record. The transcript has 4 exons. Gene Ontology annotation, biological process: proteolysis. Lineage: Eukaryota; Metazoa; Arthropoda; Insecta; Diptera; Culicidae. Gene Ontology annotation, molecular function: serine-type endopeptidase activity. Bases 89 to 976 code for a protein of 295 amino acids.